Messenger RNA from Polyodon spathula (Mississippi paddlefish), 4799 nucleotides. It is a transcript of the gene wdr97, whose product is annotated as WD repeat domain 97. NCBI's taxonomy places the organism in Eukaryota, Metazoa, Chordata, Actinopteri, Acipenseriformes, Polyodontidae. The record is from RefSeq and is a predicted model, not a curated record. The coding region runs from base 238 to 4431 and encodes 1397 amino acids. The transcript is spliced from 23 exons. Gene Ontology annotation, molecular function: protein binding.
CAGCCCAAGGCAGGUGUACCAGGGCCAAAAUGGACUUCAGCUAACUUUGCUUAUUUAAAAAAAAAAAAAACACGCAAUUUAUACCGGCAGUAUUUUUGGCAGCAGUUUAAAUUGCAUAAGCGGGAUCCGUGUCUGUUUUUAUAGCUAUGAGAUUGUUUCGACGUUUUUCGUUUUGACAGAAUCCAGAAGUGCAUUUUGGUCUAAGAGCUCCAGAAGCUGCUGUGCUCCUCUGCUAUCAUGGCUCAAUCAGAGACUGUCGACAGGACCUCCUGCGAUGGGAGCGAGGGCUACUCGACCCCACAGGACACUUUCAGAACCCCACAAAAGCCAGGUACAGGUGAAGAGACCCCUAGGCAGAAAGCCAGGAGAAUGUGGAAACUCCUUUACAACACAGUACGCAGCUCCAUGGUCUGGGUCAAACACUCAUGCUUCAAUCCCACCUUGAUGACCCACGGAAUCCAGCAUAUCUGUCACUUCAGUUCCAACAGCCCGGUCUGCCAUGUGACCUACAACCAGGCCACAGGUGACUUCGUCAGCCUGUCCAGUGAUGGUACCCUGCGGGUGUACCAGUGUGAGGGCAGGCUCCGUGCCUCCUUUUGCUCAGCAGAGUCCUUCAGCGGCAUCACCAGCACAGUGCUGCCGGACCGCUACGCUGCCUGGGGCCCAGGGAACAGGCUGGCUGUCCUGGACAGAGAGUUCAGGACCACCUCCAGCACCUGCUCCAGCCGGGAUAUCCACACCUGCCUCUCCAAGGAGGGGGUAUAUGAGCUGGUGGUGGGUGGGGCCGGGCAUGUCUCCGUUUGGUGUCUCCGACACCUCGUCUGUAGGGUCGAGAUCACAGAGGGACUGGGCAGAGCGGACGUGUUCACUGAACUGGUCCUGCCCAAGGCAGCAUCCCCCAAAUCACAGAGGUGCUUCGCCAUGAGCGCUGCUGGAGUGGCUCUGUUUCAUCUCUCCAAGGGAAUGCUGCUGGCCUACAAGAAGGACCUGCAUCUCUGUAACAUCACUGGGAUGGCCUACUGCAACACUGCGAAGAGCUUGGCCACUGCCUCCCGCGAUGGCACCAUCAAGGUCUGGGACGAGGACUGGGGGGUUCAGAUGAUCUUCGCCGGGCACACUGGAGCUGUCACAGCCCUGGCCGCAUGUCCCCACCUCCCUCACUUCUUCUCCUCCUCUUUGGAUGGCACUCUGCGAGUUUGGAGCCUGGAGACAGGAGACCAGCUGGAGAAGAUCUACACUGGGCCUACGCUGGGGCUGGGGAUGAAGAGCACAGAGAAGGACGGGGUGGAGAGGUUUGGGAAGAAAGGCAGCGGGCUGCUGUGCUCUUACUCCAGGAAGGGCGUGGACUUCUGGGCUCUGACCCACCUUUAUGCUCUCCACACCCCGCUAGGAGGUGCUCCGAUCAGGGAGAUCAAGACUGUCAGCCUGCCUCUCUACCCCACCAGAAUGCUGUGUGUCAGUGACGAUGGCACAGUCAGGCUCAUUGCAGCAGAGACAGGGGAGGUCAUCACCACUUUUAUACUGGAGGAGGGAAAGCGGACGAGGGGGGCGGAGUACUGCCUGCCCUGGGAGACCCUGUUCGUCCUGACUGAAGAAGGGGAGGUCCUCAGGAUCAACACGUUGACCAAUCCCGCCAGCCUGCUGAAGCAGAGGGCAAGGCCCCGGAGUGUGGGCGGGUCACUUGUCGAUGCUGCCAUGACAGAGUCCGGGCUGGGGAAGGGGAAAGCCAAAGCCUGCUGCCUUCUGGUUUACAAUUACAUCAUCGACCCAGAGAAAGCUUUCUCCUGCUGGACUGAGGUGGUGGAAAACGGAGGGGAGAAACGGAAGAGGAGGCCGAAGGAAAUUAAUCAGGAGAGGAACAGGUACAUGCUCAUCGUGGGGCAGGAGGAUGGGUUCCUAGCGAUGCUGGACUGGUACUCUGGGCAAAUUCAGUACCAUACAGAGGCUCAUAGCUCCCAAGCCGUAACCGGAUUGGUGGCCAACCUUGAGAACAAUUACAUCAUCUCUGCUGGAGGUGACAGGACGGUGAAGGCCUGGCGGGUGUUCCCCUACGCGGAGGAGUCUCUCAGUCUCCAGGUGACUUUCUUCUGCGGCCAGCCACCCCUCAGGAUCAGCAUCAUGGACUCACUGUUGGCUGUCGCCUUCCAGGACUUCUCUAGUGCCACCUACAGCAUCGUCCAGUUCAACCUGCUGACCAAGAGGCGCACUGACCACUCGCCCAAUGACGACCCUCAAGACAAAAUCACAGGGCUGUGCACUUGCCCUCAGAUGAAGAUCUUCGCCUCCUCUAGCCUGGACGGGAUUAUUAGAAUCUGGGACCAGGACAAUGGGCUGAUCAGAUCGCUUUCCCUGAAUGCAGCACCAGAGAGCCUGGCAUUCUGCAGCACCCGUGGAGACCUCCUGGUGGGGAUCGACGGGCACCUUCACUGGAUCCACCACACUAAGUUCCUGCCCAGGCACUACCUCUACAUGAUGAUGGGUAUGGAAUUCUCUGAUCUCAUUCCGGACCCCCCUAUUCCCAUCUCGGAAGCAGUGCUGCAAUCCCUGAGCCCCGCCCACCUCAGGAAGUUAAAGGGACCCCUUCUAACCAGGCAGAAGAAAGCUCCGCCACUGGCAGAAACAGAGCGCGCAGAGUAUGAGGAGUACGAGAGGGAACUGCGGGAAAGAACAGAGGCCUAUGCCAUGCUGGCUGCCCGGGACAGGGAGCUGCUGCUUUUAAAGCAGGGAAAACUGCUGAGCAGGAAGAAACCGAAAAGCAGCAAGAGCACCAAGGAGGAGGCUUUCAGACGCUAUCUGCACCUGCUCCACCUGGGCCGGCCACAGAUACAGAUCCCUGACAUUGACCUUUUUGACCUCAACGAGGCCCUGCGUAGCCCCCGUCCCCCUCCCCCAGAUGCUCCAUACAUCCCUAAGACUGAAGGGGGGGGCUUCUUCCCUGACCCCACCCUGGCCAGGCACUUGGAUCCGUACUCGGAGACAGAGGAGUACCAAACCAGGGAGAAGACACCCGAACAGGUGUGGAGGGACAGUAUUCUGCCAGUCCUGUCUCUAGGCCUCAUCCCUAACUCAGUGCUGGCUGGGCUGCUGUGGCCUCCAGAGAUCCUGGACAAGAGAGAGGAGGUGCAGGCCAAGACCUGGAAGCUGCCAGCCAGAGCAGAUAACCAGCUGGAUGAGAUCAAAAACAUGGAGCAUGAUAUGGGAUCGAUGCUGGAGAGUGAAGAUGAUGAGAACAAGGAGAAGGAGAUGGACCUGCUUGAUGAGGUUCCUGUCAAGGAGGACAUCACUAGAUCAUCCCCUGAGCCACAGGAAGAGGAGCCCCCUCAGAACUUCCAUUCCUUCACUGCGUUGGAACCUAAAACAAAGCUGUCCAAGCCCCACCCCAAACCUGUCAUCAAGCCCCGCCCACACCGGAGCCCAACUCCUCCCCCACGGAAGGCGGCGCCUGUGAAAAAGACCAGCUCCCACGCUCUCCCACUGUUCAUUCUUCAGUUUGUGAAUCAGAGUUGGUUUCAGUUGACGUUCUCAGAAAAGAGCUUCUCAGAGACGAUGACAGUGGACUCAUUCAUGAAGCAGCUCAUGCAACACUUGAAGACUAAGGAUUACUGUGUGAAGACAGGCAUCCUGGGUGCAGUGCAGACUCUCCUCCAGCAGGAGUGGCUGGAGAUAACCAUGGACCUCCACAACCUGCUUCUGUCCAUCCUGAACCAGCCCAACCCCCCCACACUCAGGGACCCAGACGAACGUGAGUUCAUCCAUGUGGCUCUGACGACUCUGGUCAGCAUCGCUCCCCACAGCAAGGAGCUUCUGGUGGAGAUGAUGGUCCAGCUCAUUUCAUGUGAUGAGGUGUUCAGGAAGAGAGUUGAGUCCUUAUGGCAGAAGAUGGAUCUUGAGGACCCUCAUGAUUACCUGGGACAGGAACUAUCCUCCUGGGAUGAGUGGCCACAGGGAACAAGCUCUACAAAGACAAAGCUACGCAGGCAGGCCACAGACUGGCUCAAUCACUGGAAAGCAAAGUACAAGAUUGAGUCAAUGUCGUCAGAUUGCAAGCCAAUUGAAGCGGUGAACUACUUCUGCUCAGAGCAGCACAAGAAAUGGCUUGUGUCACGCAGGCCACCGGUGUCCAUCCCUCUGGAGAAGAACACUGUGCUUCUACUGCCAGACAUCCACAGAUCCCAUGCAAUCCUAAGACUGGGAGAGACCAACAGCAUGGCAAGGACACGACCAGUAGAGUAUAUCACAUUGCCUCCAAUCUCCUCACGGCCCCUGCUCUCUGGCUUCGUCCCCUACAUGGCCUUCCCCCUGCCCAAAGUUAACCUGUGCCCUUUCACCUCCCACGAGGACCUUGCAAAGCCAGAUCCUUCCAGCAGGCUCCUGGGGGCAGCGCCGCGCUACUUCUUCCUGGAGCACUCAUACGCUGACAACUACAAAUAAUCACUAAAGGGCGCUGGUGAACAUUUUUGUCAGGUGUUUUUGGCCUCAGUGGUGCAAGAACCAGACAAUAGGCCUGAUUUUCCAUUGUGGGCAAAUUGCCCAUGUAAUACUAUGGAGGGGGCAAUAUGCCCAUGGCCAGUAACAUCAAUCAUCAGUCAGUGUGUCCUGGAUCUGAAGAAUGUACUCAUUAAAGAAUUCUAGAUUGAAUACAACUCACACUAAUAUAGGACGGGUUUGUGUUUGCAUUCUUUAUUUUACAGGGAUGCUACAGGUAUUAUUGUUUUUAAUUCACAGAUUUUAAUUGUGAAAAUGUAUAUUGAACUGUCGUUGUGGCACAGAAAAAAUAUACUUCUGACUUAUAUAAGUAA